CGCAACUUCAGUGCAUGCUCAUUCGAUCAACGAGUCGCAUCGGCAACUUGACUACCACCACAAGGCUACUCCCACGGCUCAGCACAUCUCCCCGUCGCCUCUCAAUCUCGCCUCUUUCGCCGGCCUCUCUCUGCCCUCCACCCAUCUCUCCCUCUCGCCCGCGUCUUUCCUCCCAACCUCUCCUCCUCACCCUCUCACUCUCACGCACAAUGUCCUCCUCUUUGGCCCCGCUCGUCCUCAAGCCUCUGGAAGGUGUUGAGGCCGCAAAGCGCGCAGCGGCCUACGCUUCAGUGGACAACCACGUUCUCCCCGAGCACAAGGUCGUCGGCAUCGGGAGCGGUUCGACUGUCCCUUAUGUAGUGGAGAGGAUCGUACAGCAAGGGCCCAAGGUCAACGCGGCGAGGUGGUUCGUGCCGACGGGCUUUCAGAGCAAGGAGCUGAUUGUGCAAGCUGGACUCAACCUCGGAGACGUCGACUCUUUCCCCGUCAUUGAUGUCACCAUCGACGGAGCAGACGAAGUCGACCCCUCCCUCAACUGCAUCAAGGGCGGCGGUGCCUGCCAACUCCGCGAGAAGGUCCUGGCCGAGGCAGCCAAGACCUUCAUCGUUGUGGCAGAUUACCGCAAAGAGUCUCCUCAGCUCGGCCAGAAAUGGACCCAGGGCGUGCCAAUCGAGGUGGCCCAGUUCGCCUACGCGAGCGUUAUGCGCAAGCUCGAGGCGCUGGGCGGUAAGCCUGUGCUGAGGAUGGGAGGUGGAGCCAAGGCUGGACCUUGCGUGACUGACAACUCCGGCUUCGUAAUCGACUGCCCCUUCCCGGCUUCUUCCUUCUCUUCCCCCUCCGACCUCCUCGCCAAGAUCAAGCUCAUGACAGGAGUGGUCGAGGUCGGCCUCUUCUGCGAUGUAGCCAAAGCGGCCUACUUUGGCAAUGCGGACGGAACCAUCACGAGCAGGACGGCAGCUGGGGAAGUGAAGGAGGGGAUCAGCUUCGAUGUUCAGAGGAACCCCGUGGUCGCGUGAGGGGAGAGAUAAGGAGGGUGUAAAAUAGAUUGACUCAGAC
This is a messenger RNA of Jaminaea rosea, 1056 nucleotides long. Its product is annotated as putative RKI1-D-ribose-5-phosphate ketol-isomerase. Bases 210 to 1016 code for a protein of 268 amino acids. Gene Ontology annotation, molecular function: ribose-5-phosphate isomerase activity. Lineage: Eukaryota; Fungi; Basidiomycota; Exobasidiomycetes; Microstromatales. The transcript has 4 exons. Gene Ontology annotation, cellular component: intracellular membrane-bounded organelle. Gene Ontology annotation, biological process: pentose-phosphate shunt, non-oxidative branch; D-ribose metabolic process. The record is from RefSeq and is a predicted model, not a curated record.